This is a messenger RNA of Cladophialophora psammophila CBS 110553, 1332 nucleotides long. RefSeq lists its product as uncharacterized. Bases 1 to 1332 code for a protein of 443 amino acids. Gene Ontology annotation, biological process: transmembrane transport. Gene Ontology annotation, molecular function: transmembrane transporter activity. The transcript has 7 exons. NCBI's taxonomy places the organism in Eukaryota, Fungi, Ascomycota, Eurotiomycetes, Chaetothyriales, Herpotrichiellaceae. The record is from RefSeq and is a predicted model, not a curated record.
AUGGCCUCGUCCCUGUGUGCUCCAUCCAUCGAGAGCACGAUGGAGGACUUGCAUGAGCCAUCUCGUGUGCUCGGGUCUCUUAUGAUCACCAUCUACGUUCUCGGAUAUGCAAUAGGCCCCCUAUUCCUGGCCCCUCUAUCCGAAAUUUACGGCCGAUAUCCGGUGGUCAUGAUAUCUUCUUGGAUGUUCGUGGCCUGGCUCCUCGGGUGCAGCUUCGCGCCCAACAUGCCGAGUCUCAUCAUCAUGCGUUUCCUAGCCGGAGUUGGUGGAUCGGCCAUCAUCACCAUCUCACCGGCUGUUGUGGGAGAUCUGUAUCCUGUCGAACGGCGGGCUUUUGGUUCGGCGAUCAUUGUAGGCAGCCAAUCGCUGGGUCCUAUCAUUGGACCAAUUUGUGGAGGGUUCAUCACGGAAUAUCUUAGUUGGCGAUGGGCAUACUGGAUCCUGGUGCUGUGUGCUGGAUCUUCCACUGCCAUAAUCACGCUCUUCAUGCAAGAAUCCAACGCUGUUGUUCUUCUAGAGCGGAAGGUCAGAAAGUUGAGAAAGACGCUCGGGAGACCUGAGCUGGUGUCAGCAGUUCAAAACCGGAUGCCUGCUCAUGAGCUGUUGAAACUGCUGGCCAAAUCCCCAAUCGUCUUGUUUAUAAGCAUCUAUGUUGCGACGGCGUAUGGCUUGCUGUACCUCAUGUUCACUACCCUUCCGACAGUCUUUCAAGAAGCAUAUGGCUGGUCCCUCCAGCUCACAGGCCUCUCAUAUCUUGGAUGUGAGCUUGCAACUUUCUUAUCAUACCCGCCGUCAUUGCUUAAGGCUGACCAUUUACGCAGUGGGACUUGGGACAUUUCUGAAAUGAGAUUGGCCACGACACCAUACUGUGGAAUCAUGCUCCCGAUGUCUCUGAUAUGGUAUGGCUGGGUAACAGACAAACAUUCUCACUGGCUCUCGGCUAUUGCUGGCACCGUGCCUUAUGGUAUUGGUAUGUUAGGCAUCUUCCUUCCGUUUCAGACAUAUAUGGUCGAUGCGUUCCCCCUUCAUGCUGCCUCCGCUGUUGCCGCCCCAACAGUUAUGCGUUCGCUGUUCGCAGCAUUUCUACCGCUGGCGGCGCCUCCGCUCUAUCAGAGCCUGGGUCUGGGCUGGGGGAAUACCUUAUUGGGAUUUUUGGCCUUGAUCAUGGUUCCCAUUCCGAUGGUGUUCUACAGGUACCGUAUCAUUGUGGAGUCCCGCCGGCUUGUCUCUCUAAUCCGAAAUGUAGGCAUGGUGGUAAAAUUAGAAGGAGAUUCCCUGUUUAUUUGUGACGGUGGAAAAGUUCGGGAAAUUUUCUAUAGACCGGCAAAAUAG